Triplophysa rosa is the source of this 3711-nucleotide messenger RNA. RefSeq names its product noggin 2 (gene nog2). The record is from RefSeq and is a predicted model, not a curated record. NCBI's taxonomy places the organism in Eukaryota, Metazoa, Chordata, Actinopteri, Cypriniformes, Nemacheilidae. Gene Ontology annotation, biological process: negative regulation of BMP signaling pathway; dorsal/ventral pattern formation; negative regulation of cell differentiation. The transcript has a single exon. Bases 2344 to 2985 code for a protein of 213 amino acids.
CGGGUUCUAGCGUGUGUCCCUCGUUGCCCUCUAGCGGUGACAAUGCGUCAUGACAGCAGCAGCUGAACCGCAGAACCGCAGGCAGACAGUCUGCCACCGACCCACAGACUGCUGGGGCCCCGCUUACAUGCCUCCACUCCUCAUGUCAUGAAGCCCACAGCUCACAGGAGGAUAUCCCUCUCCAAUCCACUACAGCCUCUGAAAAUAACACUUUAUGGUAACACGAACAUUUUAUAAACAUGUAUUCAUAAACACGAUCGUAUUACACAACACGCAUUCAAAUAGUUAGAUUGUGUGAACGUUUUUACGCACAGAAAGAUUCUACAAUUCUAGAGGUUUUAACUGGAUUUUGUGUAUAAAUGGCGCAGGUGAUGGAUGACAGUUGACUUCGCCCACGUGGUGUUUUUUCUGCGCUUCUGAAUUUUGCAUUCUUUUGAUUUCCUCCAGUCAUUUGGGCGUCAGGCCUCACAUCGCGCUCGAGCUGUGCCGCUGUGAGAAGUGACUCGACUCUCUAUGUGGCCCGUUUAAACACUUAAUUGCGCCCGUUUAUUUGGUGACCCGAGAGUUCAUGCGUGUUGGUUCCUGCCAGUGGCAAGAGCAAAGGUCGAAGCCGAAUCCACAAACCUCCACACAAACCAGAGGCGCUUUAAUGGUCCAAUUAUUGGAUUCCUAAGCACUUCAACAGCGUGUUAUUCUUUUUCGUUGGGAAAAAAGUGAUGUUGAUUGUGUGUGUGUGUGUGUGUGUGUGCGUGCGUGUGUGUGUGUGUGUGUGUGUGUGUGUGCGUGCGCGCGGCGCAUAUGUCUGACUAAUGAAAAAAAGCUAAAACAAUUAUUCGUAUAAUAACUAGAAUAUGAAUGAAGUGCCAACGUUUGUUUAAAAAAAGAAUGCCCCAAAUGUUAGACAGCAAUGAUCCUGCAGUGCCGCAGUGUAAUUUUAAUGCGGUAUGAAUGAAUUAUACGGUUUCCACUUGAACAUUAUUUAUGCAAGGCGAUGUAACCCUUCAUAAUAGGUGGUUGAGUUGUCGUGGAAUGUGCAAGAUAUGGAAAAUCCCAAAUGUGUGUUUUCUAGUUGCUGACUGUUGUUCUGUAGUAGCCCGUGAUAAAUCUAGAACUGUUGUGGCCGAUAUUUUCCUUCACUGCGUGGUGUGUGUGUGUGUGUGCGUGUAGAGAGAGGGGGGGUCUCAUUGUGUGUGUGUUCUGCUGUCAGUCAGACUGCGGGUUCUUGGUGAGCUGGCUCCGCGCGCGCGCACACACACACACACACACACACGCACACACACACACGCACACACACACUCACACACUUGGAGCUGUCGGGGGGAGGGAAGGGGAGGGCAUAUUUAACUUGGGAAAGAGAGGAGUUCCACUUCAGACACGCUCAUUCUCCUGUGAGCCUUUGCUGUGUCAGUCCCAGCUCAGGACCAGGUUUGGACGGGUUGUGCGCUCUGCAAUGAAGCGGCUCUGGGCUAGUCUGGUGGAUUUCUGACAGCAGGGAUAUGAAGGUACCGCAGCUGGUUGUGGAGACAUUCGUGGGAAUUCUUCAUGUUGAAUGUGUAGAGAACAGCAGUGGUCCUUGAACUGCUCGGAACUGUCAAGUUUCUGACCAAACUGGUGGAGUUCGUGCGCUUCUUGAUAGAAAGAAAGCUCAUUUUAUUCUGAACUGAUAAUGAACAUGUUGUAGUAGUGGAACAAAUCCGUUUGUGACACAUUUGAGGUUGUGAUCCGUGGAUUUGUGUGUGCGUGCGCUCUCUGGAGAGACUGAGCGGCUCUUGUCCCGGUUCAACAGCGCCGGUUCGGCGGGACGGGCUGGAGCCUGUGCGCUCAGAGAGAGAGAGAGAAAGAGAGAGACACGUUCAUAAAAGCAGUGCGUAAAAAUAACAUUGGCUGAGACGCGCUCCAUUCCUCGGGCGCUCUGACAUUUCAAACGACAGUUUGGGUGCCACCCGGCAACAAAACCCGAGGAGCGCGUAGACACUCUGCCAUCCCAUCUGAGAGCAGGCGUUGCCAUGGUGACCCGCCGACAGAACUAGUGAACGGGAAAGUAGCUGGAAAAAAAGGAAUCAACGGCAGAUGAGGACAACACUUCAGUAGUUCGGAUUUGGGUGUUUUUGGGGCGUUCUGAAGGGCAGCUGGCACGGCGCACCCGAGUGUUGCAUCAUCUGAAGGGUCAAAAAGUUUCCAAUAGUACCCCCCCAAAAAAAACUCUCGUCCCAUAUCAUUCCGGUCCACGCGUUUGUCUAUUAAAAGUAUCUCGCUCGUGCUGUCGCUUGGACUAUUUAUGCACGGGUGCGUGCGGGCGCAGUGACGGCCAACUCCACUCCAUAGACAGACAGAACACGAGUCAUGGGCAUCUCCCACGCGCUGCUGCUCAUCCUGUGCGCGCUCCUGAGUGUGCACGGCACCACGGUCCAGCACUACCUGCGCUUGAGGCCAUCCCCCAGCGAGCAUCUACCAAUACCUGACAUCAAAGAGGACCCUGACAAGGAGUACGACCCGCGCGAGCAAGACCUCACGGAGAGGACGCUGCGCAAAAAGCUGGGCAGCCACUUUGACCCCAACUUCAUGUCUAUCCACCUGCCCAUCCAGCUGAACGCCAGCGCGCCACUGGAUGUGCUGGGGCCGCGCUCACCGAUGCCCGUCGAGCUCAAGAAGCUCGACCUGACGGAGACGCCGUACGGGAGGCGCGUCAAGGUGGGCAAAAAGGCGCGCCGGAAGUUCCUGCAGUGGUUGUGGACGCACACGCACUGUCCCGUGCUCUACGCCUGGAAGGACCUGGGCGUGCGUUUCUGGCCGCGCUACAUCAAGGAGGGAAACUGCUUCAGCGAGCGCUCGUGCUCCUUUCCCGAGGGCAUGUUCUGCAAACCGGUCAGCUCCGUGACAAAGACGUUCCUCCGGUGGUACUGUCAGGGCUUCCUUCGGCAGAAGUACUGCACGUGGAUACCUGUGCAGUAUCCCAUCAUCUCCGAGUGCAAGUGUUCGUGCUGAGCGGUGCGGGUGCGCGUGUGUGUGAGUGUGUGAGAGAGAGAGAGAGAGAGAGAGCGCGCGCGCAUGUGAGAGUGUCCAUGGACUGGACGCACUUGGACUGAGAGAGUCUAUGAAUUAUGAAUUAUUGCACUGUUUACCCACGGACAGGGAUGUGGCGCCACAUAGCGAAUCUAUUUUUAUAUAUAUAGCUUUUUAAUUCGAAUAUCAAACACAUGUACAUAUUUAAGUGAAAAAAAGAAGAAUGCAGCUAUUUUUGUUAAAGGAACAGGACCAUAUUCUCAAGUGGAGCACUUCAGCCGGAAGAGCCCGUGGUUAUUUUUAUGAAAGUAUUGCAUUUAUGGAAAAAGGAAGAACUUCUCCAAGAAGUUUCAUUUGCCUCAUUCAAACUGUUCAAGUGACUGAAAAACUGAUACACUACAAUGAUGCCUAGAGGUUUUGUACAAAUAUUAAUAUCAAUAAUUGAGAUUUUUAAGGGCUGAGGACAAAAAUAUACAUGUGAACUUAGCUUUUUGGAAAUCAUAUAGUAUUUUAGUAAAAAUGUGUAAGGUUUAUUUAUUGUUUUAACGGUUGUGAGUAUAGAUAAAGAGAAGAUAAUAGAAUAUACCAGAAAUUUUACUUGAAAAUGUCUCAAAAUGAUUUUAAGAGAUUAAUAAUAAUAAUAAUAAUAAUAAUGAACAUGUCCAUGUAAAUGUCAUGGUUUUAGCAAUAAAAUCUGUUAAACCUGCA